Alternaria ethzedia is the source of this 1128-nucleotide messenger RNA. RefSeq lists its product as uncharacterized. The transcript is spliced from 4 exons. The record is from RefSeq and is a predicted model, not a curated record. Bases 1 to 1128 code for a protein of 375 amino acids. Gene Ontology annotation, biological process: peptidoglycan biosynthetic process. Gene Ontology annotation, molecular function: D-alanine-D-alanine ligase activity; metal ion binding; ATP binding. Lineage: Eukaryota; Fungi; Ascomycota; Dothideomycetes; Pleosporales; Pleosporaceae.
AUGUACACCACAUCCGCGCCACACGUAGCAGUCCUAUACCAAGAACUUCCACCCCCCUUAAUCAACGGAGUGCGCAAGCCCAAGAAGCCCGGAGGCUACAUCGACUCCAGCGCAGACAUCGCCCACGCACUAACCCACCACAGCCCCGUCUCCGUCAUCACACCCGUCUCAACUCCAGACCCACGCAAUGAUGCAGACUGGUGCUUCGGCGAUUCUGAGGCUGGGAUUGCGCGUGCGCUGGAGAAGGGGGCAACACAUCUCUGGGCUAACACUAUACUCUUCGCGGAGCAUCCGCUUCAGACCGCAGAUAGUCUGACGGGUGUGGCGCAGACGGUGAGGGUUGUAGGACAGCCUCCGAAGCUGGUGCAGCUGUGCGAUGACAAGGCGUUCGUCAACAAUCUUCUUCGUUCUCGCGGUGGUUUUACGCUGCCGGAUGCACACGACGUUCAAGACGAAGAAGACCUCGCGGAUGUGCUCCAGACAGAUCUUCGCUAUCCUAUUGUCGCUAAGCCGGUUAGAGGACGAGGGAGUUAUGGAGUGAGAGUUUGUCGCUCCGAAGAGGAACUGAUCGAACAUUGCCGCGAUUUACUAAGAGAAGAUGCGUCCGUGAUCGUCGAAGACUUUCUUGCGGGGCAGGAAGUCACUGUUACUGUGAUGCCGCCUUCGCCUGCGACGGGACAGGAUGAUUAUUGGGCGAUGCCGGUUGUGGAACGGUUUAAUCAUGCUGAUGGUGUAGCACCGUACAACGGCACAGUCGCUGUGCUUCAGAACUCUCGAUGUCUUUCCGAAGACGAACACCUGGCUGAUCCACACUAUGGUGAGGUACAGCGACAGUGUGUUGAAGUAGCAAAGCUGCUCCAAUGUACUGCUCCUAUCCGAGUCGACGCUCGUCGGUUCCGAGAGGAAGAAUCGUCGUCAUUCGCUCUUUUCGAUGUCAAUAUGAAACCGAACAUGACAGGUCCUGGUCGGCCUGGCAGAGAGAACCAAGCUAGCCUCACGGCACUGGCUGCUGCUGGGUUGGGUUGGGAUUAUCCGACUCUGCUGUUGAAGAUCCUUGAGUCGAGUAGUUCUCUGCAUGAUCUGAGAAACGCUACACCGUCGCAUGUCAUUGGCAAGUGGUUUGGGUAA